This is a messenger RNA of Gracilinanus agilis (Agile Gracile Mouse Opossum), 2121 nucleotides long. Its product is annotated as O-acyltransferase like protein-like. Gene Ontology annotation, molecular function: acyltransferase activity, transferring groups other than amino-acyl groups. The record is from RefSeq and is a predicted model, not a curated record. Lineage: Eukaryota; Metazoa; Chordata; Mammalia; Didelphimorphia; Didelphidae.
AUGAGCACUCCAUUUGGACAGGUAAAAGGGAAAAUGAUGCUGCCCAGGUUGUUGGUAUUUUGGCUCCUUCUUGAUUUGUCUCAUGCCUUUUCCACAAGAAACCUUUCUUUGAGAUGCCUUCAAGACACGGAUGAGUUCCUUUCUGAUCUGAAUUCAGUGGUUCCUAAGAUCUAUGCAAUAAGAAUGUAUGAUGCUACUGGGAAGCUGGGCAGCAACAUUCUGAAUGGGAACAUGGACAGAUUGGGAUCUUACAGCGAAUGCCUCUCUGCCAGAUCUCCCAGGGAGCAUUUCCAAGGGCGCUAUUGCAAGCUUCAGAUACAGCAGGAUGGAAUUAGCUACAGUAUUGGCUUGUGUGUUCCUGAUUCUUGUACUGAAGAUGAUAUAGCUCUGAUGACACGAUUAGAUCUUUUAAAAUUCAGGAAUAUCUCGUUUAUAGCUCCUCCUCUAGACUUCUUUUUAAAUUCAACCUCCUCAACUAAGGGUACAGCCAGAUGUGUACCCAGAUUUCCCCCAUUUGAUGCAUUUACUGGUCGGUGUCUGGGCAUCAGCUUGCUGUUUGUUGCCUUGCCAGUGGCUGGUACUCUCUAUGUGGCAGCCGUGGGCUGGGAAGGAAAUCGUGGUGAACCGCCAUCUGCUGAUUUACCUCUGGCCUCUUAUGGGAGUCUGUCUUUGGGUGAGAGAGAAGGAAACGAGUCAAGAAGUCUUGGAUGGAUGGUUUCUCAGAGCAGCUCAUCACUCUUCGGAACUAGUGAUAGAAUCUGCCGUAGGAGAAAAAUGUACUUAGGAAUCUUGGACCAAACUCUGAAGUGUUUUUCCUGGCAGAAAAAUAUGCGUGCUGUCUGGAUCCAGAAGCUCCCCAAAGAGCCCUGCUCCACAUUAAAUGGCAUCCGAGUCUUGAGUCUCUUAUGGGUCAUUUGUGGACACACCAGUCAGAUGACCUCCUGGCAGACUCUGGACAAUGUGCUUGAAUGGAAAACCAGAAUGCUUAAAAAUCCCCUGUACCUUUUUUCUCUAAGUGGUCCAUUCUUCUACCUUGGAGUUGACACAUUUUUCUUGAUCAGUGGCUGCUUAAGUGUAAGGUCAUUUUUAAAGCUGUAUUGGAAUUCUGAAGAAGGAAUAACCCCCAAAGUCAUCUUGAGAUACCUUUUCAAUUGACUUGCAAGGCUGCAGCCUCUCCACUUGUAUUCCAUAUGCUUGUUAGCUGGGUUGUAUUCCCUUGUUCCUUGGGGAUCUGUUUGGGAGGUUCCCAUGUACCAUCUGGAUAACUGCAGGAGGACAUGGUAGACGAAUUUGCUCCUUCUGAACAACUUUAUCUCCGUGCAGAAUCCUUGCAAUGGCUGGACAUGAUAUCUUGCUGAUGAUUUCCAGUUCCAUCUUACUACACCUCUUGUAAUCUUCAUCCAUAGAAAAGGUAAGUAUGCCCUGAUGUUCCUUGGAGCCAUACUCUUCCUGACAUCCUUCACCAUCACUGCUCAGCUUUCCCUGGCUUUGAAGCAUCCUGUGGCAUCCCCAUCCAAAGUGAGAGCACAUGAAGCCAUCUUGUAUUUCCUGGAGUACUACACCAAGCCCUACUGCCGAUAUGGACCUUUCCUUGUGGGCAUGUUACUUGGUAUUUUCAUGCACCACAAUAACCAGCCCAACAUUCUCAAGAGCAAGGCACAGGCUCUUGCUGGGUGGCUUUGCUGCUUAUUCACCCUCUUCACAGUAGUCUCUUUGGCAUAUAUGGUAGAUGACUCCUUUGACACUUAUUCAGUGGCAGCUGCUAUUUAUCAGGCACUUCACCGAACUCUGUGGGCUGUUGCUGUGGGCUGGAUCAUUUUUGCAUGUCAAGAAGGCUAUGGAAGUCUGGUGAAUCAAGUGCUUUCUUGUGACAUUUGGAAUUUACUUGCCAACAUUAGUUACGCCUGCUACUUGGUACAUCCGAUGCUGAUCAUACUCUACAAUGGCCUUCAGGAAACUCUUAUUCACUACACUGACACCAACAUGUUCUACCUUUUCUUUGGACACUGCUUCUUGACAUUUGCCACUGGAAUGGUCUUGACUGCAUUCACUGAGAAACCUUUUCAAGAAAUGAAGCAAUAUCUUCUUGGGGCAGCAUCCACUGGUCAUCAGAAUAGAUAA